AUCCCAAUUCUGUCAAUGCCAAGCAACAACAUGUGGUGGGGGUCGCUGCUGCUGCUCGCGGCCGCGGCGGCGGCGGCUGCUGAGCCUGCGUCGACGCUCACGGGCCCGUCACGGCCGGUCACGGUGGCGCUGCGGGAAGACAGGGGCCACGCGGUGGACCUGCCGGACACGGACCCCCGGGUGCAGCGCCGGGCCACGGGCUGGGCUCCCGAGCAGAUCGCCGUCGCGCUCUCCGCCGCUCCCACCUCUGCCUGGGUCUCCUGGAUCACCGGGGAAUUCCAGAUGGGCGGCACCGUCAAGCCGCUGGACCCUGGCACGGUCGCCAGCGUCGUGCGCUACGGGCUCGCCGCCGAUUCUUUGGUUCGCCAGGCCACCGGCGACGCGCUCGUGUACAGCCAGCUCUACCCCUUCGAGGGCCUCCAGAACUACACCUCCGGCAUCAUCCACCACGUCCGCCUCCAAGGGCUUGAGCCUGCGACGAAGUACUACUACCAGUGCGGCGACCCGGCCCUCCCGGGGGCGAUGAGCGCCGUCCACGCGUUCCGGACGAUGCCGGCGGUGGGGCCGCGGAGCUACCCGGGGAGGAUCGCCGUGGUGGGAGACCUCGGGCUCACGUACAACACCACCUCCACCGUGGACCACAUGGCGAGCAACCGGCCGGACCUGGUCCUCCUCGUCGGCGACGUGUGCUACGCCAACAUGUACCUCACCAACGGCACCGGAGCGGACUGCUACUCGUGCGCGUUCGGCAAGUCGACGCCCAUCCACGAGACGUACCAGCCGCGCUGGGACUACUGGGGAAGGUACAUGGAGGCGCUGACGUCGGGGACGCCGAUGAUGGUGGUGGAAGGGAACCAUGAGAUAGAGGAGCAGAUCGGGAACAAGACGUUCGCGGCCUACCGCUCCCGGUUCGCGUUCCCGUCGACGGAGAGCGGGUCCUUCUCCCCCUUCUACUACUCGUUCGACGCCGGCGGGAUCCAUUUCCUCAUGCUCGGCGCCUACGCCGACUACGGCAGGUCAGGGGAGCAGUACAGAUGGCUGGAGAAGGACCUGGCGAAGGUGGACAGGUCGGUGACGCCGUGGCUGGUCGCCGGCUGGCACGCGCCAUGGUACACCACCUACAAGGCUCACUACAGGGAGGUGGAGUGCAUGAGAGUGGCCAUGGAGGAGCUGCUCUACUCCCACGGCCUCGACAUCGCCUUCACCGGCCAUGUGCACGCGUAUGAGCGCUCCAACCGGGUGUUCAACUACACGCUGGACCCGUGCGGCGCCGUGCACAUCUCGGUGGGCGACGGCGGGAACCGCGAGAAGAUGGCCACCACCCACGCCGACGAGCCGGGGCACUGCCCGGACCCGCGGCCCAAGCCCAACGCCUUCAUCGGCGGCUUCUGCGCCUCCAACUUCACGUCCGGCCCGGCCGCCGGCAGGUUCUGCUGGGACCGGCAGCCGGACUACAGCGCCUACCGGGAGAGCAGCUUCGGCCACGGCAUCCUCGAGGUGAAGAACGAGACGCACGCUCUGUGGAGAUGGCACAGGAACCAGGACCACUACGGGAGCGCCGGAGAUGAGAUUUACAUUGUCCGGGAGCCGCACAGGUGCUUGCACAAGCACAACUCGAGCAGGCCGGCACACGGUCGAUCAAACACCACACGGGAAUCGGGAGGUUAACCGUUGUACCACUGGAGUAGAUCGCGUGGUGUAAUGGCAACUGUAUAGACGGUUCGCCCAAGCGUGGAAAUAAAAAGUUAUACCAACUAAAA
Molecule: messenger RNA, 1760 nt
Organism: Aegilops tauschii subsp. strangulata
Lineage: Eukaryota; Viridiplantae; Streptophyta; Magnoliopsida; Poales; Poaceae
Product: purple acid phosphatase 15
Molecular function (GO): acid phosphatase activity; metal ion binding
Source: RefSeq, a predicted model, not a curated record